Haliotis rufescens (red abalone) is the source of this 972-nucleotide messenger RNA. RefSeq names its product immune-associated nucleotide-binding protein 1-like. Bases 1 to 972 code for a protein of 323 amino acids. Lineage: Eukaryota; Metazoa; Mollusca; Gastropoda; Lepetellida; Haliotidae. The transcript has a single exon. The record is from RefSeq and is a predicted model, not a curated record. Gene Ontology annotation, molecular function: GTP binding.
AUGGUCCUUGUUGGCAAAACAGGAGUAGGGAAGAGUGCAACAGGAAACACAAUUGCAGGUCAGAAGGUUUUCAGAUCAGAACUUUGUGGAACAUCAGUGACAUCAGUGUGUGAACAACACAGCUUUGACAUGAAUGGUUAUGAGUUGCAGCUGGUGGAUGUCCCUGGCUUUUGUGACACUGGGAGAUCAGCCGAAGACAUCAAAGAUGAGGUUUGUCUGUGCGUAACUAAGUCUUCUCCAGGAAUACACGCCAUUCUGUUCGUCGUCACAGUUGCUAGUAGAUUCACAGAUGAAGACGAGAAAACUAUAAAUGCGUUCUUGCAAUGUUUCGGAGAAGAAUGCAGGAAACAUAUUCUGGUUAUAUUUACUAGAAAGGAUGAUUUGGAUAAAAAGAAGACAACAAUCGAUGAAUUCGUCAGAACGUGUCCGGAAUCCCUCCAGCAGUUUCUUUCUACUGUCGACGGCCGAUACAUGGCAGUAAACAACGACGACAAGUCACCAGACAAGAAAACAUUUACCAAGGAACUUGUUAAAAGAGUCUUACAAAUGGUUCAAACGAAUGGUGGAAAGUGUUACACAAACGAGAUGUACAAGAAUGUGGAGAUUCAACUGAAAAUUGCAGAAGAUGAAAGGGUGAAGCAAAUUACUGCAGCAAACAAAGCCAGGGACGACAUGCUGAUUCAAAAGGAACAAGCCCGGAUUGUAGCUGGGUUGAGGAAGCAACGUCUAUGUGAGGAAGAGCUUGCUCGAAAGAAGGAAGAAGAAGAACAACGUUACAGGGCUCAAUUGGAAGAUGAACGUCGGAAGAUGGCCCGAAGAGACAUGAGAGAAAAUGUUAAAAAGGAUUCUGGGGGUUUAUGGGGAGUUUUGGUAGGAGCGGUAGGAGCAGCGGCUGGCCUCAUUGUGGCUGGCCCUGGUGGCGCACUUGCAGGUGCACGCGGUGGUUACUUACUUGGUUCUGCUUUUGAUUGA